Dentiscutata erythropus is the source of this 449-nucleotide messenger RNA. Lineage: Eukaryota; Fungi; Glomeromycota; Glomeromycetes; Diversisporales; Gigasporaceae. The record is from the annotation of a GenBank genome assembly.
CUAAUUUGGGAGAAAGUUCUUUUCGUAAUACUCCCAUGAUUUGUAAGGGACAAGUGAAAGGAUGGACCGUUGAUAUUAUUCUUGACAGUGGAUCCUCCACCAAGGAAAUUAAUGAUAAAUGUAAUACAUGUGAGGAUGACUAUUCCCGAUGGGAAACUAUUAAAGUUCUGCCAACUCAAGAAGCUCGCCAUUCCCAAUCCUUAUUAGUAAUGGGAGGAGCAGAUGAAUUGAAAAAUAAUGAGCAUAAGGAACUUAUCCAGAUCCUAAUUUAUAAAUAUCCACAAGCUAUAGCUCAUGACAUGACACAAUUGGGACAAGUUAACAUAGUUACGCAUCACAUUGACACAGGGAAUGCUCUUCCAAUUCGACAACACUAUUACUGGAUGUCACCCCGACAUGAAGCUUUUAUUAAGGAGGAAAUCGAACGAUUAAAACAACAGAAAUUAAUU